This is a messenger RNA of Mytilus trossulus (common blue mussel), 1075 nucleotides long. Its product is annotated as toll-like receptor 4. Gene Ontology annotation, molecular function: transmembrane signaling receptor activity; protein binding. The transcript has 3 exons. NCBI's taxonomy places the organism in Eukaryota, Metazoa, Mollusca, Bivalvia, Mytilida, Mytilidae. Gene Ontology annotation, cellular component: plasma membrane. Gene Ontology annotation, biological process: immune response; toll-like receptor signaling pathway; inflammatory response. The record is from RefSeq and is a predicted model, not a curated record. The coding region runs from base 8 to 1075 and encodes 355 amino acids.
CUCAAGAAUGAGACCAAAAGGCAUUACUAUCUGGUUGUGGCUUAAAUUCUAUUUGGUACUUGAAUACAGGACAGAGACUACAUAUUGCGCCAAUCAUUGUCAGUGUUUAAGAAAACCUAUCGUUAUUUGUUCCGGUCGAGAUUUAAAUUAUAUUCCCACAAUGCCGAGCGGUACGACUGUGGUUGUAAUGAACGGGACCAAUCUAACUCACAUCGGGGAAAAUGGAUUGGUCAAUCUUACAGACCAUUCGUUAAGGGUACUUAGUUUAGAUGCAAACAAAAUCACAGCCUGGAAUAACGGUGCUGACAUUUUUCAAAACAUGACAUCCCUUAAAAGACUUAUUCUAUCAAAUAAUCAGAUUGACACUGUGAAUGAAUCUUCUUUUCCGCCUAAUAUAUUACGUUCAGUAGAUGGGAUAGAUUUGAAAUCAAAAAAGACAUGUCCGCCCUGGAAUCCCUUAUACACCAUGGCAAUUUGUAUAACUUCCUUUGGGAUAAUAAUGGUGACUUUUAUUUUUGUGGGAGUAAAAUGUCAAACAAACAUUAAAAACUAUAUCUAUUUGUGGCGAGUACAAUCUAGUAGAAAAAAAGGUUACAUCCCUUUACCGGAGGCCGACAAUUUUGAGUAUCACGCAUUUAUAGUGUAUUGUGACGCAGAUCGUUCUUGGGUUCACGAAACUUUUCUUGUAAAAAUGGAACGAGAGGAGGGCGUCAAGUUAUGCAUUCAUCAUAGGGAUUUCGAUGUUGGCGAAUCCAUUACCGAAAAUAUUGACAAAUAUCUAGAAAGAUCUUGGAAAGUUUUAAUCAUUAUAUCAAAUGAAUUUGCGAAAAGUGAAUGGUGCCAGUGGGAAGUUGACUUGGUUCAGGAAAGACGUCGAAAACAUGGACGAGAUGUUGUCUUGCUUAUUAUGUUAGAAAGUAUAGAUUCUAAACAUAUGACAAGGCGACUACGAACACUUUUAGAUAGCGCGAGCCCUAUAAUGUAUCAGAAAGGUUUCGGCGAAGUCCUCUUUUGGAAGGCUGUUACUAAAUCACUGAGGAAACCAUUAGGCGAUCCUCCAACAUCACUACUGUAA